Messenger RNA from Dicentrarchus labrax (European seabass), 3153 nucleotides. RefSeq names its product dipeptidyl-peptidase 7 (gene dpp7). Gene Ontology annotation, biological process: proteolysis. Lineage: Eukaryota; Metazoa; Chordata; Actinopteri; Moronidae. Bases 79 to 1566 code for a protein of 495 amino acids. The transcript is spliced from 13 exons. Gene Ontology annotation, cellular component: vesicle. Gene Ontology annotation, molecular function: dipeptidyl-peptidase activity; serine-type exopeptidase activity. The record is from RefSeq and is a predicted model, not a curated record.
GGGUAUGCGCAGGCGCGGUGGAGAGUAAUACAGUAAUGUGUGCAGCUGUGUGUUUUGUAGCUCUGUCCUCUCUGCAACAUGAGGAAGAUAUUAGCUGUUCUGGCGGUAACGGUAACCGUGUUUUCUGUCGAGGGGCUCCGUGGCUUGCCGUCCGGUUACUGUGAGUCAGGAAAACAUCAUGGAUCCAAGACAGAACCCCAGUUCAAAGAGAAGUAUUUCACUCAGACUAUGGACCACUUCAACUUUAACAGCAUGGGGAACGGGACAUUCAGUCAGCGAUACCUGAUCACAGAUGAGUACUGGAAGAAAGGUUAUGGUCCUAUUUUCUUCUACACCGGCAAUGAGGGAAACAUUCUGGAGUUUGCGCUCAACUCUGGUUUCAUCACAGAGUUAGCUGCUCAGCAGAGAGCCUUGGUCAUAUUUGCUGAACAUAGGUACUAUGGCAAAUCUCUGCCGUUUGGCAAAGACUCCUUCAACAUCCCUCAGAUCGGCCUGCUGACGGUGGAGCAGGCCCUCGCUGACUACGCUGUCAUGAUCACUGAGCUGAAACAGCAGCUGGCAGCCACUGACUGUCCCGUCAUCGUGUUUGGUGGCAGUUAUGGUGGAAUGCUGUCGGUCUAUAUGAGACUCAAGUAUCCAAACAUUGUGGCUGGAGCUCUGGCUGCCAGCGCCCCCAUACUGUCCACUGCUGGUCUGGGAGACUCCAGGCAGUUUUUCAGAGAUGUUACAGCUGAUUUUGAGAAUGUUGCCCCUGAAUGCAGAGAUGCAGUAAGAGGAGCUUUCCACCAGCUGAAAGAAUUAGCUGAACGGGAAGAUUAUAGCUGCAUCCAGUCAGAGUUCUCCCUGUGUAAGCCACCAUCAUCUGCUCAGGAUAUCCACCAGCUGAACGGCCUGCUGAGGAACGCCUUCACUCUGAUGGCCAUGCUGGAUUACCCCUACAGCACUCACUUCAUGGGCAACAUGCCUGCCAACCCCGUAAAGGUGGCCUGUGAAACCAUGCUGAGUGGAUCGGACCUGCUCACUAACCUCAGGAACACAGCAGGGAUCGUGUACAACUCUACUGGGCUGCUGACUUGUUUUGACCUGUACAAUCUGUAUUUGGAGUGUGCUGAUCCCACCGGCUGCGGACUGGGCUUUGACAGCCUGGCCUGGGACUACCAGGCGUGCACAGAGAUCGAUCUGUGCUAUGAGAGCAACAAUGUGACAGACAUGUUUCCUCCCAUGCCCUUCACUGAGAAAGACCGCGAGCUUUACUGCUCCAAGCGCUGGGCUGUGGUUCCACGACCAGACUGGCUCAAAAUCCAGUUCUGGGGAGACGCCCUCUCCACAGCCAGCAACAUCAUUUUCUCCAAUGGAGAUCUGGACCCAUGGGCAAAUGGAGGGGUGCGCAAGUCCUUGAGCUCAUCACUGAUAGCGAUCAACAUUUCUGGAGGAGCCCAUCACCUGGACCUGAGAGGAUCUAAUGAUGCUGAUCCAGUGUCAGUAGUCAGGGCCAGGAAGACAGAAGCAGACCUCAUCGCACAGUGGGUGAAGAUGGAGAGGACCAGAUUAAGGCAGUCAUCUUAAAGCACUUUGUUUCAGGACUGGAAAUGCAUAAAUCUAGUUAUUUCCUGUCAGAUCAUAAAUCAAAUAGUUUGACACCACUGUAGCACAAUUCAGGUUCACUUCAAACAAGGGCUGUCACGAUCGAUUUACUCUACACAACAAUAAUUCACAGUAACGACAUUAUUUUGGCAAAUGAAUUACACCGAUCAGCCAUAAGAUUGUGAGCACUGAUUAUCUGGUUAUCAUGGCUCCUGUCAGUGGGUGGGAUAUAUUAGACAGUGAAGGUCGGCCCGUGUGGUCCGAUCCAACAGACGAGCUACUGUAGCUCAAACUGCUGAAACAGUUAAUGCUGGUUCGGACAGAAAGGGGUCAGAACACAGUGCAGAGCAGUUUGUUGGUAUGGGGCUGCAGAACAUUCUGACCACCAGGUGCUAACAAUGUUAUGGCUGAUCGGUGUACUCUCACUGUGUUAAGAUACAUUACUGCCACCUACUAUGUUGGAGUUUGAACCACAAUGUGAGAACAGAAUUUAAAUUAUUUACAAAGUCAUUAUUUAAUUUUAUACCAUGAUUAUCAUCAAUAUCGGUAUAUUGUGACAGCCCUACUUCAAAGUUGUACAGGAAAUAUUGGAGUCGAUAUUGUAUUCCACUCUGCACACCAGCUGUAGUCAGUGGGUAUAGAAUGUGUUUAUCACUUUUCACCUCAAACAGUUUGGCUAAAAAUGGAAAAAGUGCGCUAUAAGGAUUUUUUGAAAGUAUUUAAAAAGCCUUGCAUUGUCCAACCAGCAGAUCAGAAAGAUGUUCCCAUUACAAUCGUGGAAUAUCUGUCCACAGCCGCCAUUUUGAUAGUAGGGUACAUACAGGUGUUACCAGUGAUACAGAUUAAGGUUCAGUUCCACUCAGGUCAAACAGAGUGAGGGUGCUGCUAUUGUGCAUGUUGGCUCACUGUAAAGGCUCUGCUACACUAAAUGGAAUGGAGUCUUAAUUAGCAUCAUUGGUAACACCUGUGUGUACCCUGCUAUUUCAUGUCAAAAUGACAUGAAAUGAUAAAGGUCUAUAAUCUUGGCUCAAGUCAUUUUUGGCAAGUGAAUUGCAAUUCCAGCUCUACGGUGUAGAGCUUUUUAGUAUUGGUACAGUGUGGAUUUGGGUCAAAGGAAUAUUUAAAUAAAAGUAACAAUAGUAUGUCAAAUCAUGUAGAAACACACAGAAUGUGGUGAGGGCCCCAGAAACCAAAACCUCCCACACUUGGCCUUUGGUUAGAAGAGCCAUGGAGUCCAAAUACUAUAGAGUAUUAUUUCAACAGUAUAAUAUAAAAUAGAAAAUUACAUUUACUCACAAUGGUUACUGUACCACUGUUUUCCAAUCCUCACAGACCACUUGUAUGUAUUUGAAUUCUACUGUCUACACUACCCGUCUGCCUCACGCUGCCAGCUAUGCCAUGGCGCUCCUUGCAAGGGCUUCACUGACCUCACUGUAUUCCUAGGACAUCAAAAGCAAAACCAUUUACGUACCACCACCAUCUAGACUUGCUUUGUUUUAUGACUCAAUGAUCAACAAAAAUGUGUUUGUUCAAUAAAAUCUCUUUAAUGUCUACAUUUACAAAAUUAAA